AUAAGGUCAUUAAAAGGUCAAAAAGGGCUGCUAGGAGUCCUGAUAGAUACACUCCUAACCCCACAACAGAAAUGAAGAAAAGGAAAAUGGAAAAGGCAUUAAAAAAAUUGAAUGAAACACAAGUUUCUGAGAAGAGUACAUUUGAAGGACCAUUCAGUGAGGACCCAAAGCAAAUGCCACCUACAGAGGACUUGGAUAAGGUAAAAGAAUUUGUGAAGGAGGGCCUGGUAAAAAACCAUUCAAGUAAUGUCCCCAAAAAGUACAAAAAAAAACAUGAAGAACUAGUUGAAUGCAAGUUUGGUAUAGAAUUAGAUCAUUUCAUCAUACCAACAAAGACAUGGAUUUAUGACCUCUUCACAAAUGAACGUUGGUUGUCUGACAUGGUAAGUUUAUAUCAACAUAUGUCACAUGUAAAUUAUAAUAAUAUGAUGCAUAAAAAUAAUUUAUUAAUUGAUUUUGUUACUUUUUUCAGCAUAUUGCAGUGGCAUUUUAUUACCUAGGAGUGAAAAGAAAACAGUACCAAAUCAAGCAAAAAUAUGCCACAACAGACCCAUUAUUUAUUGGGGUGAUGAAGUUGAAGUGUGAAAUGGUCACUAAUGACAAAACAACAAUGACUGAGGCAGCUUCUAAUGGAAACAUAAUGAACACAAUGCUUGGGUCAAAUGGGUUGCCAUGGGCAGAAGCUGACUUUGUAUACAUGCCACUGAACAUAGGGAUGCACUGGAUACUCUUGGUGUUGGACAUUAAUGGAAAACGUAUCAGAGUCUAUGACUCCCUAAAGAGAAGAGGAGAUUCCUUGGCAACGAUUAGGGCAUUCCUUCCUUGCUUGGAGACCUUCUUACCAAGAGUAAUGGAGAGGUUGGGAGUUUAUGACAAAAGACCGAAUGCACAAAUUGGAAAGGGCAAAAUUCGUGUAGAUAUAGUCCGUAAUUGUCCACAACAAGAUGAUGGGGGCAACUGUGGUGUCUUUAUUAUCAAAUUUGCUGAGUUUCUCAUGAUGGACAAAGAUGUGAGUGAAGUUUCGAAGCAAGACAUAGAGAUGUACCGACAAAAGAUGACGACAGAGCUACUGAUGUAUGCAUCAUGAAGGCAGUAGUUGGACUUGAUGAUUUGUAAUAAAUAUUUUGUUGGGAACAAAU
Messenger RNA from Cuscuta epithymum, 1139 nucleotides. The record is from the annotation of a GenBank genome assembly. Lineage: Eukaryota; Viridiplantae; Streptophyta; Magnoliopsida; Solanales; Convolvulaceae.